Molecule: messenger RNA, 959 nt
Organism: Onychomys torridus (southern grasshopper mouse)
Lineage: Eukaryota; Metazoa; Chordata; Mammalia; Rodentia; Cricetidae
Gene: Caps
Product: calcyphosine
Exons: 5
Coding region: 71-640 (189 amino acids)
Cellular component (GO): vesicle
Molecular function (GO): calcium ion binding
Source: RefSeq, a predicted model, not a curated record
CUCCACAGGCAGGGACACAGGCAAGCAAGUGGGAGUUCUGUGCCUCUGCAGCUGUCCGUUUGCACUCACAAUGGACACCGUGACCGCCACCAUGGAGAGGCUGAGAGCUCAGUGUCUGUCCCGAGGGGCCUUGGGCAUCCGCGGCCUAGCCAGGUUUUUCCGCCGCCUGGACAAGGAUGACAGUCGGUCCCUGGAUGCAGGGGAGCUGAGGCAGGGCCUGGGACAGCUGGGGCUGGAGGUGGGGGAGGCAGAGGCGGAGGCGCUGUGCAAGCGCUGGGACCGUGAUGGCAGCGGGACACUGGACCUGGAGGAGUUCCUGCGGGCACUACGGCCCCCCAUGUCCCAGGCCCGGGAAGCUGUCGUGGCAGCUGCCUUUGCCAAGCUGGACCAGACUGGCGAUGGUGUGGUGACUGUGGAUGACCUGCGAGGGGUAUACAGUGGCCGGGCUCACCCCAAGGUGCGCAGUGGAGAGUGGACGGAGGAUGAAGCCCUCCACCAAUUCCUCGACAACUUUGACACGCUUGAGAAGGAUGGGCAGGUCACACUGGCCGAGUUCCAAGACUACUACAGCGGACUCAGUGCUUCGGUGGACACAGACUUGGAGUUCGUGGCCAUGGUGAGCAGUGCCUGGCGCCUCUGACCCGGCAGCCUCGCCUGCCUAACAGCUGCCUUAGCCUAGUCCCCUGACCCACCGCUACCCUGUUACCACUGUCCCGGGGGGGCCCCAACUAGACACAGGGAGGAGAAUGUGUGAGAAGGGAGGCUGAAGAACUGGCUAGACAGGUCUCCUGCACGCCCCCCUCCCCCCAGACCUGGAUCCAUCACUGACCCCAUCAGGGGCCCCCAUGGCCACACCCAGCUCACCUGGCUGCCAGGUGCACAGAAGGCCAGGGUUUUAGUUAAAAGUUUUAAUGCAGUUCUCAAAUACAUUUCAUAUGACAAUCUUACAUAAAUGUUCC